This is a messenger RNA of Volvox carteri f. nagariensis, 1131 nucleotides long. RefSeq lists its product as uncharacterized. The record is from RefSeq and is a predicted model, not a curated record. NCBI's taxonomy places the organism in Eukaryota, Viridiplantae, Chlorophyta, Chlorophyceae, Chlamydomonadales, Volvocaceae. The transcript has 5 exons. Bases 1 to 1131 code for a protein of 376 amino acids.
AUGUUGACUCACACGUCUCACAUAUAUCGUAAGGAUCGACGGUACAAAACUGCGGAUAACGGUCCCGGCCACUGGCGACGUGCAAUGCGCCUCCUACCAUCUUCCCUUACAUCACCUGAAACGACACCCUUGAGCACUGCUUCCACAUUUCAAUCCUACAAUAACGUAGCCUUUGAUACCAGCGGCAACAAUAAAAGCAGUACCAGUAGCAGUAGCAGCAUCUGCGGCUCCGGAACCAGGAGCCCAACCGGUCGCUAUGCUUCGGCCAGGGACCAGACUGACAGCAGCAGGUUCUUACACCGACGGCAGUUUCUAGCGGCAGCUGCUGGCGUUAUCCCGACCUUGGGCCAGGCUGCCGCCACCGCCGGCGCCGCCAUAUCUGCGGAGACCGCCCCUCCACCAACCCCCUCUCUCUCCUCCUUCCUGCAGCCCCUCCUGCCCUCCCCCGCCCCCGACCUCCUCGCCCAAUUAGAGGGCCGCGCACCUAUCUUCCAACCUGGCGUCGCGUGGUCGCGCCGAAACCGCGAUCGCCAACUGUUUUACCCAGCCUGGCUGGCUGGUGAGUGGGAGGUCACGGCGCGCUUCGCAGCGGCGUCCUUUCCACAGGGCCAUCGCCUGCUGGGCCGCACCGUGCCGGGGGUACUGAAGGGCAGCAUGGUGGCUGCGCUGCCCGAUGUGGGGGCGGCCAUGGAUGGGGUGUUCAAUGUACGGCAGCUGAUGGACGCAUUUUACAGCUUCGCGGUCACUAGGAAGGUCGAGUACGAACCGCUCAAGAACCCAACGCGCCUGACAGUGGUUUAUGCCACGCCGCGAAAGGACAAAUCCGUUAUUUCCGAGGACCUCCGCAAGGCCGAGCUGAUAAUCAACAACAGGAUAUCCCAAGAAAUUUCACCAACCGACUUCAUCGUUGCAGAACUGUUCAGGCAGAUGGCGGUGGCGACAACGGAGGUGACAGCGGCCACGGCGGCAGCCGCAUCAGGGUCAGUGGUGGUAACUGGUAUAGGUGCCGAAGUGCAGGUGUUGCAGCGAGUGGCGGCUUUCCUGCAACCCCAGGAUGCGGCGUUUUUCGAGGCGGGGAAUCAGGCGGUGGCUGUGUACGACUACACGUACACGCUGAAGCGGGUGGCUUGA